Arvicanthis niloticus (Nile rat) is the source of this 876-nucleotide messenger RNA. RefSeq names its product THAP domain containing 1 (gene Thap1). NCBI's taxonomy places the organism in Eukaryota, Metazoa, Chordata, Mammalia, Rodentia, Muridae. Gene Ontology annotation, biological process: regulation of transcription by RNA polymerase II. The record is from RefSeq and is a predicted model, not a curated record. Gene Ontology annotation, cellular component: nucleus. Gene Ontology annotation, molecular function: RNA polymerase II cis-regulatory region sequence-specific DNA binding; DNA-binding transcription factor activity.
ACCGAAAGCAGCGAGCGUUAUCAAAGCCGAGGGCAGCGACACUGACGGCCCCUUCACCUGCCUCCCGGGCAGAAGGGAAGUGUGGAGGGCCAGAAGGAUGGUGCAGUCCUGCUCCGCCUACGGCUGCAAGAACCGGUACGAUAAGGACAAGCCCGUCUCCUUCCACAAGUUUCCUCUUACUCGCCCCAGUCUUUGUAAACAGUGGGAGGCAGCUGUUAAAAGAAAAAACUUCAAGCCCACUAAGUACAGCAGUAUCUGUUCUGAGCACUUUACUCCAGACUGCUUUAAGAGAGAGUGCAACAACAAGUUAUUGAAGGAGAACGCUGUGCCCACAAUAUUUCUCUAUAUUGAGCCACAUGAGAAGAAGGAAGACCUGGAAUCCCAAGAACAGCUUCCCUCUCCUUCACCCCCCACUUCCCAGGUGGACGCUGCUAUUGGGUUGCUAAUGCCUCCUCUCCAGACCCCGGAUAACCUCUCGGUUUUCUGUGACCACAAUUACACUGUGGAAGACACAAUGCACCAGAGGAAGAGGAUCCUUCAGCUGGAGCAGCAGGUGGAGAAGCUCAGGAAGAAACUCAAGACUGCCCAGCAGCGGUGCCGAAGGCAGGAGCGGCAACUGGAAAAGCUGAAGGAAGUUGUCCACUUUCAGAGAGAGAAGGACGAUGCAUCAGAGAGGGGCUAUGUGAUUCUACCAAAUGACUACUUUGAAAUUGUUGAAGUACCAGCAUGAAAAAAUGAGAUGUAGUCGUGGGACAAGACUAUAUACCUUCUUUUAGCCUAAUACAGGAGUUCAUUUGAAAAAUAACACUUAAUUACUUGUAUUAAGAAAACAAUAUUUUUUUAAAAUAAAUUAGAUAUAUACUGUAAAAUUGUAAU